GAGGGGACACGCUCCUCGGGGCAGUGCGGCCGCCUGCGGCUCCUUGCUCUCCGGGUCCCCGGGUAGCACCGCUGAGCCCGCCGCCUCGCCAGGCUGCUGGGGACCGUCCCCUUUUCCCACGUCCUGUCGAGCGACCCUGGUGAGUCCCGGCCCUCUCCUCGGUCACUGGAGGGUGAGGCAGAAGGCUCGAGAAGAGAAGCGUAAAUAAAGUGCUUGUGGUAGUGGAGAAGAAUUGGAAAUGACCCGAAUGCAUCACUCGGGUUGGUUGAGAAACUGCAACACCCCCAUGCCGCAGAAGCUUAUAGGUGCUCUAAUGAAGAACCGUUGCUAGGUGAAAAACGCAAGAUCCAAAGUGGUAGGCCCUUAAGAUCUCAUUUAUGUAAAGCACACAGAAAACAAUUUUCGUUCAGUAAAAAGCACAGGAAAAAAAAUACGGCACGUCAUAUAUCAGAUUGUUGGUGAAUCAAAUGAAACAUAUAUUGGUAUAUUAACAUUCCCCUCCCGUUUUUUAAAUUAUGAUGCUCAUGCUAAUUAGACUGUUGAAAUAAAAAAGGCAAAAAUUCGAAUCACUUAUGAGAAUAUUGUGAAGCAGUAGCAACAUAAAAUCCAAAUACAUGGCGUUGAAUGGUGUUCAUGAGGCCUCUAAUACUACCCCUUAUCUGGAGUAAAAUGUUUCUGGAAUUUGUAAGCUUUUUUUAAAAAGAUUUUUUAUUUUAGGUGUCUUGUGUUUGCCUUCAUGUAUGUUAAGCGUACCACAUGCAUGCAGUGUUUGAGGAGGGCCAAUAGAGGGCGUCAGAUACCCUGGAAUUGGAAUUAAAAAUGGUUGCGAGCCUCCACGUGGAUGCUGGAAAUUGAAUCUGCUGCCUCUGUAAGAGAAACACAUACUCUAAACCACUGAGCCAUCUCACCAGCCCUGUCAAUUUGCAUAUGUGUCCUGAUGCCAGCCCAGCUGUCACAGAGAAUCCCUGUAGGAGACUGACAGGGUCAACUCUGGAGCCCCAAGCUAAGGCUGACUAGCCCUGAGCCUUCGGCCAGGGGAUGGCAUCCCUCCAGGAGCUCCAAGCCCAUGCUCCUGGGGAGGAAGAAGGACUUGUGAUUGUGAAGGUGGAAGAUUGCUCUUGGGAGCAGGAACCUGCCCAGCAGACGGACAGCAGGGAUUCAGAAGCCUGCCGGCAGCGCUUCCGCCAGUUCUGCUACAGGGAUGUGGGUGGGCCACACGAAGCCUUCAGCCAGCUCUGGGAGCUCUGCUGUCGCUGGCUGCGGCCUGAGCUGCACAGCAAGGAGCAGAUCCUGGAAUUGCUGGUGCUGGAGCAGUUCCUGGCUGUGCUGCCAGGGGAGAUCCAAGCCCAGGUGCAGAGGCAGCACCUCGGGAGUGGUGACGAAGCUGUCGCUUUGGUGGAGGACAUACAGAAUCAGUCAUUGAAAGCCUGGCCACAGGAUGGACUCUCGGAAGUGGAGCCUAGGGCAGCAGUCCGGGGACUCCAAGGCGCAGGGCCUCCCCAGAAAGCAAGAGUACAGAAGCAGCUGCCUGCACCCCAAGGGCAGCCUAGCCAUGCCCAGCUUCCUGUUCUUAAGGAAGGACACACAGGAGAGGUGAUGGACACUGGCUUUGGCUCUGCAGUUCACCUGCCUGGGAGACCUGAGCUGGGUCACAUCUCCCCAUUCCAAAAACCUGCGGCACUGGGAGACAUCCCUUUCUAUUUCUCCCGAGAAGAGUGGGGCUCCCUGGACCCUGCUCAGAGGGAUCUCUUCUGGGACAUAAAGAGAGAGAACUCCCGGAAUGCUGCUCUCGGUUUGGGAUCCCAAAGCCAGAGUGACAGAGGUCCUCCGGAGGAGGCGGUGACAGCAUUGUUGGGACAGACUGACUGUGGAGUGAGUAUGUCCUGGAAUCCGGAGGAGGCUGAGACAGAGGUCUGGAAGAGUGAAACCCCCCCGAGGACAGCCCUGGGCCCGCUGGUGGUAGCUCGUCCUGGCCGGCCGCCUACUCGCAAGCGUCAGUUUCGGAAUUUAGUUACUGAGAAGCCGCAUAGCUGCGGGCAGUGCGGGAAGCGCUUCCGCUGGGGCUCAGACCUAGCCCGGCACCAGCGAACGCACACUGGUGAGAAGCCACACAAGUGUCCUGAAUGCGACAAGAGCUUCCGCAGCUCUUCUGACCUGGUGCGUCACCAGGGCGUGCACACGGGUGAGAAACCCUUCUCCUGUUCUGAGUGUGGCAAGAGCUUCAGCCGCAGCGCCUACCUGGCUGACCACCAGCGCAUCCACACAGGCGAGAAGCCCUUCGGCUGCAGCGAGUGUGGCAAGAGCUUCUCAUUGCGCUCCUACCUGCUGGACCACCGGCGUGUGCACACGGGCGAGCGGCCUUUUGGCUGUGGCGAGUGUGACAAGAGCUUCAAGCAGCGUGCACACCUCAUCGCGCACCAGAGCCUGCAUGCCAAGAUGGCCCAAUCCGAGGGGUGAGUCGUCAGUGGGACCCGAGCAGCCCAGCGAGGUGGACACUCCUCCCAGCCUCUCUUUGUUCCUCUUGGAGAAUUCUCCUUUUGCCUGUGACCACUGCCAGCCUAUCAAGGGACCCAAGGGGCCCGUACUCAGAACUGGCCUGCCUGCUCCCAGGAUCCUCCCACCUGUCUCUCCCCAUCCUGCUCUGGAUUUCUUUUCCACUUGUUUCCUGGAGCUUCAUAGUUUCCAGUUGAGUAUCAGGUGGUGUAAGGCCUUGGGCAGGACCUAGAGAUUCUCUCCAGGACCUCCAGCCUUGCUUGGCCGGAGGCUCCCUGUUUCUGUCUACUUGUGCCUUCCAGUGGGGACUGGCCUCCAUCCUCAGGGGACUGCUGGGCUUUGGGAAGGACCAUGGGCCCACACCAAUGAGAAUUUAGGUCCUGGGUUUGGUCAUAGCAGCUUCCUGGCCUUUCCCUCUCUUCCCUCCCAACCUGUGACCACUCUGUACUGACCCCAGGAAGCUGCCUAGCUGUCCUGCUGUGAACCCCAGACACACUUGCCUGCAGGUGGUCUGGCUGACUAUAGCAGCAGGCUGACUCUGGAGAGCACCCACCCCUCCAGAGGUGUGGCUUUUGUUGUACUUAACACUAGCACUCUAUCAGCACUUGGUAGCUGACUCCUCCAGCACUGUGUUCCAUGUUUUUAAUCUGCGUUGUGUGCAGAUUCACAUUAACAGGGACAGACCAUGGACCCUCCAAGAGGGCUCGGCCCAGUGGGCUUCAGAAGAGUUUGAAUAAACAUGGAAACUUUC
Molecule: messenger RNA, 3244 nt
Organism: Peromyscus eremicus (cactus mouse)
Lineage: Eukaryota; Metazoa; Chordata; Mammalia; Rodentia; Cricetidae
Gene: Znf213
Product: zinc finger protein 213
Exons: 6
Coding region: 1039-2457 (472 amino acids)
Biological process (GO): regulation of transcription by RNA polymerase II
Molecular function (GO): DNA-binding transcription factor activity, RNA polymerase II-specific; RNA polymerase II cis-regulatory region sequence-specific DNA binding
Source: RefSeq, a predicted model, not a curated record